Messenger RNA from Lymnaea stagnalis (great pond snail), 15607 nucleotides. Lineage: Eukaryota; Metazoa; Mollusca; Gastropoda; Lymnaeidae. The record is from the annotation of a GenBank genome assembly.
GAAAAAACUUAUGGUAACUGGAAGUAACUCUCGAAUGCCACGUCGAGGCCAUCUUGUUUUGUUGUUUGUGUUAUUAUAACAACGCUUGUUGGCAAUAUAGUUUCUAGACAGUUUUUGCAAUGGGAGGAUCUGCAAGCACAGAAAUACCGGGUGGAGGCACUGAGGGCUACCAUGUUUUGCGGGUAAAUUUUGCAGUUUAGAUCAAUAGUGGAUUUUGUUUAGUAAAGUUUGUGUUAAUCAACAGUUAAAAACAGGCCGGAAAGUGUGGAAAGUCUGUUAGGUCACAAUUAACUUUAAGAGUACCAAAUAAUGUUGUCUUUAAAUUAAAAAAAAGGGUAAUUUAGAAUCACUGCACAGUUCAAGUUAAAGUCGCUGAUAUGAGAUUGCCAAGUGUAGUGUAGUGUGAAGUAAUGUGUGUGUUACUGUUUGAUUUCUCUGUCCUCACUGGAUGCAUUGUAGAUACUUUGAUAACAAAAUUAAAAAUUAAAAAAAAAAUAAACCAAUGACAUAGUUGAAUAGAGUUAAUUUUUAAAAGAAUUAUAAUACCAAAAUCAUAUUUUUAGCUGUUGUAGUUUUAAAGUUAUGAAUUUUUAAAGUACGACUUAAUUUGUCCUUUUUUAACAUGGACCGCAUCUCCACAUUCUGUGACCCAAUUCCGCUGUUCGCGUCACGAGCUAUAUAACUCUUGUUUUAAUGAUAAUUUUAUUUUCAGAACUAAUGCUGUAUUAAAAAAAUAAGUUUAAUAAUGUUAACAAUUAUAGAUAAAUUUUAGCUUAACUAACUAUGCAUUAUUUCUAUCAGUAAAUUUAAUAUAAUGUAUUAAUAUAUGGCUUUUCUGUUUACCAAAUCUACGACGUUCAUUAUACCAAUAUUUGCUAUAUAGUCUAUAUAAGGCAACUCAUGCCCUAAUUACGAAAAUACUGUUUGGGAACUAUUGAACUUUCAACUUUGUUACAUGACUAAUUAAUUAAAGCUUUCCCUGACCUAGUUGAAUAGUUUUUGCACACGGCAAACUUUUAUGAAUGAAAUCUCUGAGAUAGUAGUAAAUAAUAGCCCUUAUGCAAGUCACUGUGAAUGGCUGCCAUGACAUUUUGCACACGGCGAAUUUUGAUCAUGUAUAAUAUGGACUCUACCGGGUUUUUUAACCUCAAAUUAAAAUAUUAUUCUUUCAAUAACAUUUAAAUUCAUUCUAAAACAUAAGUUAUCAAAUAUUUUGAUGUAAAUAGUGGAAAUAAUUAAAUAUUUCCUAAGUAACAGCGUCUUCCGUCACUGAAAGGGGGCGUGGCCACUUCCUUAUCGAAAUUGGGCUGAGCUACAUUACCAUAUAGGGGUUCACUCAAGUGAGCAUAACAAGUGAUCGACAUGUCCUAACUCAAUGAGAAUUGACACAAAUACACAUCGAUAGAUAAUACAGAAUAAGACUUUUUUUUAAAGACAUAAAAGUUGAACUUCUAUACGAAUUUUAUAGUGAAAGAUGCCUUAUAUUUACAGGGGAAUCUCAAAAUACAGGUCGAUUGAAAAAUAAAAAAAAAGCAAUGUAAAUGUAGGCCAACAUGUCUACCUAAUUAUAAGGCCGGAAACGGAACUCAAAUAUAUAUAGAAAGCACUCAUUUAAUAAUAAAUAGACACACACAUCGGAAAUUAAAAACUCGGAAUUUUCGGCGCCGAUUGCCAUUUCCGAUACACAAAAAGUAGUAGCCUCCCUUGCUUUACCGAAGUAGUAUCUAUGCAUUGUUUUCGCGUUCCCAAGCCCAAGCUGUGAUCUAAGGUGUGAUAACUUGUCGAUUAUCUCUGUUUCAAGAAUCAAACUGUUUUUCUGUACCAUACCAAAAUAAAGAUAAUGCAGUGUCUACACGUCCGGCGCACCAGAGGUAUAUCUCCCGCACUAUUUGUCCAGCAACCAAGUCACAUGACCGCCGUAAGAAUACUUUAUCUAGAUAUUCGUCCGGCGACCAAGUCACAUGACCGCUGUAACAAAGUGGCGCGAGAUGUUUGUCCGUCAGCCUUGUCACGUGACUGCGAAUGAUUCAAAACUAUUGUUAAUUUUAAAAUUUAUUUCUCUACCAAGUAAUUUACUGAGUAUCUUGCAAACAAAUAAUAGAAAAAAAAAUGCUUGAGUAUAUUACCAAAACGAAGUGGCGGUUUAGUAAUAAUUAAUUCUAGAAGAAACAAUCCUGAGUGGGAGAGAGAAUUAGGGUAAUAAAAAAAAACGAAUGAAAUGAAUGCUAAAAAAAAAAUAGUGAGGGCGAUCGUGAUAAAUAAAGAAGUUUAAGGUGGUAGCCUAGCCUACUUCUCAUGCGAUACUAAAUACUAAUCCUGAAAUACAACUUUAAUGACAUAUGUCUAUUGAAGUCUACUGGUCUUAUUUUAUUUUGUUCAUACUUUAAAUUUAGGCUUCAAGGUAGAGCUUUACAAGAUGUAGGCCUAUUAAUCAAGAUAAGGGACUUUUUUCUUUGAAGAGUCGGAAAUAAAUAGACUAGUAAUAGUAGUAGUAAUACUACUACUAGAUAGUAUAUGGGCAGACUAGUUUAAUAUUCAGUCAAAAACUUUAUGUAUCUCAGAGCGUUUGAAUAUAAUGACAUGUUCAGCAUUUAUUUAUUAUCUUGGGAUUGUAAUAUCAAAUGCAAUGCAACUAUUUUGCCGGUGACCACUUGUCACAUGACCUGCCGGAAUAUUAACGCCUACUAGUCGUCCGGCGGUCACGUGACAUGCCCGCCGGACGUAUAUCUCCCGCACUAUUUUUCCGGCGUGCUGGACGUGUAGACACUUUGUAAAGAUAAAGGUCUAAUUAAUUAAGUUAGCGGCAUGGGUUUUGCCAAGAGUUGUCUCUUUGGGGAAAACCAUCACUAGAGUGACUGGACUUAAUGCAGGUGCGUAGACUAAUAGUUGGACCUUAAAAAUGUGUAUUAUAACUUUCCUGUUCUUCACUGAUCAAUCAUUAUUCGCAUCAUAAACUGUUAUUAUAAACUAAAUCUAAUGAUCAAUACAGUUAAUAUGAAAUACAUUAACCCAUGAACUGUGGACGGCAAAAAAAAUCAUCCGAUAUUUUUGUUCUAUACUGUGGUGGCCGAAAAAAAAUCAUCCGAUAUUUUUGUUCUAUACUGUGGUGGCCGAUAAAAAAACAUGGUCUGAUAGCAACUUCCAAUCCAAUAUUUAACCGAAAUUAUAGUCACUUCCUUUUAUUAAUAAUUAAAUCAUCUUCGGGAUCAAGUUUUUUGCUGAUAACUGAACAAUAAGUACAUUUUUAUCACUGUUUUUUUUAAAGCUAAAAUGGAUGAAGCUAUGGAUGGGCCUUCCGUAUGAGAACUAAUAGAAAUAUUUUUGAAAGCUUUUUAGGAUAGGAUUUAAGUGAUACUGAUGAUGAUUUUAACAUUCCCCAUGACGAUCUCAGUUUGGAUUCUUUUUCUAGUGAAUCUGAUACUAGUCUUAGUGAGUCUUAGUGAUACUGAAGUAGGCCUACUGUUAGACUUCGAGUACUCCAAGGUCAAAGAUACUGAACACAAUUUUUUUUUACAGGUGGGCAAUAUAGCCAACUUUAUCCCCAUCCAUUUAUCUUUCUAAAAAUAUCUACUUAUUGGGGUCUUGUAUCAAUAUUUCUAUGUCAUUUAAUGCUAUUUCUAAAGGCACUCCUCUGAAAAGCUCCCACACUACAGAAUGAUCUUUGCCACAGUUCAUGGGUAAAAUAAAAAACUCCAUUUGGUUUUAAUAAAAAUCAACUUACCAAGUUCAAAAGAAUUUUUAUAAAGAAACUCAUCCUUAUUGAUACCCCAAGAUAAAAACUGAAAAAAACAAACUCAAACAUGGGCAUUGUUAAAAGUCACAUCUUUUUUGAUGGGUUGAAAAACAAAAAUACCCAUUCGCUAUUCAUUUCUAUCACAUUUAUUGCAAUUUCACAGGACAUUUUAACAUAAUUUUAUCAUACCCCCACUUUUAAGAUACAAAUAUAAAUGUGAAAAAAACAACUUUUAUUGAAUUAAUAUAAAGUUGCAAAUUGAACUCUUGAACUUAAUAAAAAAAAUCUUAGCCAAAAUGAAUGCAACACUUGAGAACUUGAACAAAUUUUCCACCUAUUGCUUACUAGAGAUUGAGUUCCAGCCAUUAUUUGUCACUGACAGCAACAUUUGUGUAAGCUGUAAGGUAACUAUUCAUACUGGUUUUACCUAUACAGUACUUGGUUUUGGACAUAAGUUCUAGCUACCUAUACAGUACUUAGGUUUUGGACAUAAGUUCAAGCUACCUAUACAGUACUUGGGUUUUGGACAUUAGUCCUAGUUACUCGUAAGUUGUAACCACUGCAAGUACAGUUAGAGACCACAAAAUAAAAUAUGAUUACUUUCACAAAAGACAGAGUACAUCUGAUAUCCAGCAACACAUAAAUGAGACAUACCAUAAUUAAAAAUAUUUAAUUCAUCAAAAUUAGCAUCACAACAAUAUUUUUUUCAAAAGAAUGCCUCACAAACAGAUGAGUUAUUGGUGUUACCACAUAUAAUUGUUUAUGUAACAUGUUCGUUAGGCCUAUUUCAAAUAAAUUGAUUAAAUUCCCUUUAAAAAUGUAAACUGGGCCUAAAGCCUAACUAUAACAUACCGGUAGGCAUUUUUCUUUGUUUUAAAGUAAGCACAGAAGGGAGAUAAUUAGAUUAGUAUUUCAAAUGGCAAACUACAAUCACUUGGUAAUUGCUGAGUUAUGAUGCUUUAUAUACUAUUUGGCCCAAAUUUUAUUCACUGUCAUUAUUUGUUGUAAAAGGAAUAUCUUUACUUAGGACAAUAGCAUAGGUUUUUUAGAAGAAAGAAAAGUAUUUAUUUUACACAGAUUAAAGGGAUACAGCAAAAAAAUACUAAAAAAAAUUUUUGAGUGCACCGAAAAAAAAAGAUUUUACUGCAAAAUAUUUUUAUGUAAUUUGAUUGCUGAAAUACCAGCGCAUUAAAAAGAUGGAGAGGAAAAUUAAUGUAAUGUUGCAAAUAUGUAACAACCAUACAUGAUAGCUUUUCUCAAUUGUUAAACAUUUAGAAUGUAAUUUAAUUUACAACUUCAUUUUCAGGUUCAAGAUGGUUCACCUGGUCAUAUGGCUGGUCUUGAAGCUUUCUUUGAUUUUAUAGUUGCAAUCGGAACAACACGCUUGGUGUGUACUUAUUUUUAUACCUAUAUUAAUACCUUUAUGGAUAAAAAAACUAGUUUACAAUAAGCAUAAUUUUAAUAUCUUUUUGAGAGCAAAUAUUGUAUUUUUGUUUUGUUUGGUAUCAACAAAUAUUUUAUUUGUUUUGCUUCUAAUGGACAGUAGUGACAGUUUUGUAGAAUUCACUAUCCUUUUAAAGUAACUGCAUUAACUCUUUUUUUAUUUAGUUGUUGAAUUUCUUUACAGAAUCAAGACAAUGAUACUCUAAAAGAACUGCUGAAGAAUAAUAUAGAGAGACCUCUGAAUGUCACAGUGUACAGUAGCAAAACUCAAAAUGUUAGAGAAGUCAGCCUCGUGCCCUCACACAACUGGGGAGGGCAAGGUCUUCUGGGUGUGAGCAUACGAUUCUGCUCAUUUGAAGGUGCCAAUGAAAAUGUGUGGCAUAUUCUGGUGAGUUUUAUUAAAGGUGUUUUAGCAAAGGGCUAAUUCCUAAUGCCGGUUUCGGGUUUAAAGCUCUCAAACGUACACUGGUAACAUGUAUAUUUUAGCUUCCUUGGGGUAUGCUUAAUGUUAACUUACCAUGUGGAUUAUUCUUUAGCGUCGUAUGUAAAUCUUACAAUUUUGUUUAAGCUGCACAACUUGACUUAAUGUAGAUGAAGCGGAAUGUUUUAUCUAUUGCUCAUCAUCCACAGGAAGUGCAGCCCAAUUCUCCUGCUGAUCUUGCAGGUUUGAGGUCGGAUACAGAUUUUGUGAUUGGAGCUGAUUCAGUUUUACACGAAGUGAGCACCCACUCUAUUCAUUUCCCCUUAGAUAAUCUUUUGUUUCUCAGAUAGCGUUACUAGAGACAGUAGAGUGAAAAUGAAAGGCAGUCAUUCUGUGAAGUCAUAAACUUGGUACAUGUGCUUUACGAGACGCUUCUUUAACAGUCUGGUUUGGAACACAAUCUUUGAAACCUGAAAUCUCAAACUGAAAUGUACCGAAAUCACAUUGAUUUUCAAUUUCCUGUUGGACUGUCACUUAGAAAGGAAAAACACUAAAAGACUUUGUCAUUAAAAAGUAAUUUUAAGAAUACAAUUUUUGUUAAUAUUCAUAUAUUGUUGAAAGUAAAAGGUACUGAAUGUACACUAUUCAUAAUUUUUUUCUUACAGUCUGAAGACCUGUUCACACUUAUUGAAUCCCAUGAAGGUAAAGCCUUGAAGUUGUAUGUGUACAACACGGACACAGAUUCAUGCAGGGAGGUUACAAUCACACCUAAUGGGGCAUGGGGAGGCAAAGGAAGGUAAGUGUUUAUUUUCACCCUUAACAUGUUUGAAAACGUUCACAGGUUGUUGAAAAUUGUAAAAGAAGGAGAGUACAUAUCUUUUCAAUGAAUGGUUGAAAUGUUUUAAUUUAGAACUAAAUAAAUUGAAGAAUUUUGUUGACAAUGUAAUGAAAAAAUUUUGCACCAAUAAUUUCAACUUCUAAGUAAUUUUGAAAAGGAAAUAUCUACAUAAGACAUAAGUGAUUUAUUUAUGCUGUUCAACUUGGUGCAAAUGCCUAACUUUUGGAUAGUUAUUUUUGUUUUUAAAAAAACAGCAGGCUAUUAAAAUUUUACUUUGAGCAACUACGGAUUUAACGGUGGAUAAUUAUUAAUUUUUUUUCAGUUUGGGCUGUAACAUUGGCUAUGGCUACCUGCACAGAAUACCGAAGCGUCAGUUCCCUUCCAGUAAAGCUCCACCCCACAGCAAUGUGGUCACACCCACAGCUCCUCCAUCUCCACCCAAGGAUGGCUUCUCUGAGGCUAGUGUUAUAGCAUUGUAGUGAAACAACUUUCAGCUCAACGCGCUCUCAGUCACCAACGCGAUUUAAAUAAUCAUUGUAAAUUUAAAGAUGAAGUAUUUUUUUCUCCUUAAAUAAAAGAUUAAAAUUUGACAAUUGUUAAAAGAAAAUUAUUAACUAAAAAAUAUGUUUGGAAUGUAUGUGAAUGUAUUGUAUGAAAUUGUCCUUUGUGUUGUCCUUAUUUGUAAGUAUUUGUGGGAUGUGAUGAGAAAUGUCUGUUUUUAUGUCUCUCAAAAUAAUCCACCAGUCUGCACCAUACCCUUGUGCCUCAAUCUUUGGGAUUUAGUGUUCUAUUUGCCGCAAAGUUUUAUACCUGUUAGGGUAGUAAGGACUAUUAAAUUUUUAAUGAGUUAGGAAAGUAACUAUUUGUAUUAUAAUAUAUUUUUUUAAAAAUCAUUAAUAGUGACUGCUGGUAUGCAAAUCAAAUUAAUCUUUCUUGUAAAUAUAACUUUUAAAUUAAAUAUUUAGGCGACAACUGUUUAAAACAUUAGCACAUUCAUGUACGUGGUGUUCAAGAAAUCUAUUUAAAUAUUGAAACAACAGCCAAUGCCCAAAAGAAUUUAAUUUUUCUUUCUUACCUCAAAGCCAUCAAAUAUCCAAUUAUAACAUAUCCAGGGACCCGAGUUAUUAGAUUUGUGUUGUACUUCAUUUAAGAGUUUGUGAAUGCCAUAAAUAUUUAAAAUAAACUUUUUAUUUUCUAAUUAAAUAUAUCGGUAAGCGACCAGAUUUCCUUCUGAAUAUUUAUGUACACAUGAAUGAAUCUCGUGUAAAUCUUUUCAUUACAGAAUAUCUUCUGCUUAUCCAAGUUUAUCAUAAAUUGAUUAAACAAACUGAUGUUUCUGUUCUUUCUGUGCUCAACUUCUGUGGUAAAUGAUCAUAAUUCAUAUCCAAAUAGCUGGCAGUGACUCUCUGAGUGACGACAAGUUGAUUACAAAUUAUUUCAUCUGAUUUCAGGUGUCUUUAAGUAGCUCCCCACAGAUUUCAAGCUUGAACACUGGAAUGGCACAGAUUUCACUCAAUACAGGUGAUGAUGAGAUGUUCAUGCGUCAAAUUAAUUUCAUAUUUAAAUAAGUGUUAUUUUGCUUUGCUAAGCAUAUCUGAAAGAAACCAAUUUUUGGGGUAAUUUUUUUGUUCGCUAAAAUUUAUAAAGUUAUAACAUACAAAUUUCAAUUCAUUCUAUUGUAAAUGGGUUAGUGUGGCACCAUAGUGAUUAUCAGGGAGCCUGGGUGGCAGAAUGGUCUAAACUGAGCAAACCUCAAGAUGGUGGUCUGGUGUUCAAGUCCAGCCAAAGGCCAGUCAAAAACAUCACUCCUUGGUUGGCAACUCAUCUAAGAGAAGGAAACUCUGAAUUCAAACCCGGAGUUGGAGUCCCGUAAGGCGCAUACAAUGACAAUUCCUGCAACCAAACCCAUCCCUGGUCGUAGAGUAUGAGGUAGACGCUGCGCAACUCUUCUUCACUUUAAACAAAGUCACCCGCGCAAGUCAUCAGUCACCAGAUAUGACUCGUUGGUCCUCGUCGAUCCUUGACGGACAAACAAUAAAAUAUCAGGAUGAUGUGCAGAAUGAUUACAAACAAAAAAUAAAAAACUUUAUUGCCACCAUAAUCCAUAACGAGAUGCCCUACAGGGAAACAUGACAUACUCUCUUGGAACUAAAGUGAAAUCCCUAAAAUCUGGAUUAUAACAUAAAUAUUAAAAAAAGGGAAGGCAGCAGAGGAUGUCAAGAGCUAUAGACCAAUAUCCCUGAACUCUACUAGCAUUGGAAAACUUGCAGAGAGAAUGAUGAACAAUCUCCUCUAUUCUGGCUCCCUCAACAAAUUUCAGAGCUGGACAGCAUACGGAUAAUCAGCUCUUCCGCCUGAGUCAAAGGGUGCUAAAUGGCAUUGGUUUCAGAGCUGGACAGCAUACGGAUAAUCAGCUCUUCCACCCGAGUCAAAGGGUCCUGAAUGGCGUUGGUUUCAGAGCUGGACAGCAUACGGAUAAUCAGCUCUUCCGCCUGUGUCAAAGGGUCCUAAAUGGCGUUGGUUUCAGAGCUGGACAGCAUACGGAUAAUCAGCUCUUCCGCCUGAGUCAAAGGGUCCUGAAUGGAUUUCAAGACAUUUGUCACUUGCAUAUUUAAGAUCAGUGGUGGAAUACAGUUUUACACUACAGUCAAUUUGCAGCAAGCAGUACAGGACUCUCACAGUCAAUUUUCAGCAAGCAGUACAGGACUCUCACAGUCAAUUUUCAGCAAGCAGUACAGGACCAUCACAGUCAAUUUGCAGCAAGCAGUACAGGACCCUCACAGUCAAUUUGCAGCAAGCAGUCCAGGACUCUCACAGUCAAUUUGCAGCAAGCAGUACAGGACUGUCACAGUUAAUUUGCAGCAAGCAGUACAGGACUCUCACAGUCAAUUUGCAGCAAGCAGUACAGGACUGUCACAGUCAAUUUGCAGCAAGCAGUACAGGACUCUCACAGUCAAUUUGCAGCAAGCAGUACAGGACUCUCUAUUAAAAUUACAAAGCCAAGCAAGCCAUUUCAUCUCAGGAGGUCUAAGAUCUACCUCAAUAGCAAAAUGUGAAAUACAUACUUGUAUUGAGCCGCUAAAUCUUAGAAGAGAGGAUAUCAGUUAUUGAGAUGGUUGAAAGGUAUGAGAGACCAGACAACCAACAUACAAAUAGACAAAUGGUUGAAAAAGCGAGACCAAACCACAGACUUAAACAGAAAUCGGUAAAGAUGUGGCCAGUGAAGUUGAAGAGAAAAUCACCUACCAACAUACAGGAAGACUUACAAAUCACAACUAAAGACCUAUCCCCAAGCCAGCAUUUACAAACCACUGGUACCAAAAUAGACCUCAUUGAAGAGAUAGAAGAGUACAGACGCAGUACUCAGAAUGAUAGCUUCAGAUAAAAACCAUAGCAUCCUACCCAAGGGAUAGAAUCCAAAUAUAACCAAAAUAUACACACCUUUCAAAGGAGCCUUGCAUGCAGGUUUUGGUGUUCAAAUGGAGUACCCACAGAAGAUGUAACAAACUCUGUCCCCCCCGUGGGGUGAUCUGCAGUAAUUAUGAAGCAGAAGGGACUGCUAUUGAAGCAGUGUUACACCACCUAUCAGGGAAUCUUCAGCAGUUUAUCCCAGCAAACAAAGUAAUGUUGUUAUCUCCUGUCGCUGCAAAUCAAAACUUGAGGCAGCUAAGCAUCAAGAUCUCGCAACACUGAAAAUAAACACUUGAAACCUACGGAGGAGUCACGCGAACCUUCCAAUGGACACCAGGACAUCACAAUGUUCGAGGAAAUGAAAGAGCAGACAAACCAGUAGAACGAGGAGCGUCCAGUGAACAGCCAAACAUACCUUAAUCAGCCAACUCUGUGAAGCGGAUUAUCAGAGCUAACAAAAAAGAAGAAUGGUUGAAUGGAUGGGCAAUGGUCUCAACAGGAACAGCCUGUUUUUGUACCCAUGUCCAGCCCAAUAAAUUGCCUCCAAAGACAUGAGCAUGCCAUGAUCUUCGGCCUGCACACAGGACACAUACAACUUAAUUCCCACCAUAACAGCAUAAAACCAGAUCAAACACCAAUGUGCCCCCUCUGCAAACAUGCAAAUACCUUUAUACCAGCAAAGAACAGCUGCAGAGAGUGUAAAUUCUUCCCAGUGGCCAUAGGCCAAAAGGCACAUGCCCCAAAAGGGCAUUGAAUGAUGAUGGUCCCUGCCAUCCUAUAUUUCCUUUGAAUAGACUUGGCUGACCCUUUUUUUACUAGAAGAAGCGAUGUGUUGAAUUUGUGAGUGUACUGCAUAGUAUGUCUUAGUCAGUUGGCAUACCUGAAAUGAAAAUCGACAAUCAAUAGUCAUUUGAGGCCAACCACAAUCUAGUUUAGUCCAAAAGUAAGGUUUGUUCUUCUUCAUUAUUUUGUGUUCAUUUGUCUUGUAGGCACUCCAACAAUUCCAGUGAUUCCCUCUCAUUAUAACCUGCCAUCAGGGCUGCCCAACAUCUCUGCACUGCCUCCAGGUAUUCAUUAUUGCACCUUUUAUUACUUUAGUGGUAUUAAAAAAAUAUUUUUUGGUAAUAUCGUUAAUCAUCAUAUAUAUAUAUAUAUAUAUGUGUAUAUAUACAUCACCUUUUAAUUUUUAUUACCAAAUCAUCACAGAGUUGUCAAAUUUGUACCCCAUUUCUUUUUCACAAGAGUGACCAUGUUGGGCUGCUUGUUCCUUUUCUUUAUAUAUAAAUGAAAAGAUGUUUUUCCUGUGGAUUCCAUAUAUAUCAACAUAUAUAUAUAUAUAUAUAUUACACACAUAUAUACAUUCUAAUUACCAAAAAUUAACAAUUUGCAAAAAUAUUUAUGAACGUUCAGUGAUUAUUUUAAAAAAUGUUAAACGUUUAUUUUCCAUAUUUCAAGAGAGACAAAUUGAGGUGUAUAUUAAUAAAUUGAAGUCUUCCAAUCAACAAUUAAAUAAAUAUUUAUGUAUCUCUGAAAAUAGAAAACUAGUCAUGAAUUAGGCAUCUCUGAUAUGGGUAAGAUUUCCAGUCUAACAAGUGUAACUGGGAAGAAUGAUUUAGAAUGUUGAACUGCUCAAUUUGUGAUAAGUGUCACCUUCGUCUUGUCCUAGGUUUACCUCACCCCGUAGGCAUUCCAAACUUAUCAAACCUGCCAGGACUGACUACUCCCAUAUCUCUGUCAGGUCUGCCACCAAUGUCAUUACCACCCCUGAAUCCAACAGGACCUCUGCCAGGCUUACCAGCAGGUAAUUUAUUCCUUUGAAGUAAAUUAGAGUUACAAAAGGUGAUAGAAGGAAUAAAAUGCCAUUACACUAAUUUGAAAAAUUUACCUUCAUACAAUGUUUUUUAUUUACAAUAACCAAAUUCAAAUAUACCAGUUUCAGAAAUAUGCACUACCAUCUACAAAAUCCUAUGUAAUAAGCUCCGUCGUUUUAACCCUCCUCAGGUCUACCCCACUUUCCCAUGAACCUCCCCGCUCCCACUCCUCUUCCCAGUUUCACCUUGCCUACCAGUCUCUCUGGAUUCACCCCUCCCCAAGGAGUCCUCAACGCAACCGCACCGUCCUCGGCGGCGAAAAUAACCUUGGAGGGAGAGCAUGGCCACUCUCAUCAACAUGGUGAUUGGGACGGUCACGGCCAUUCCCACGAAGGGGGUCACGGACACAGCCAUUCUCACGAGGGUCACGGGCACAGCCACUCCCACGAUGAUCAUGGACACAGCCACUCCCAUGACGACCAUGGACACAGCCACUCCCACGAUGAUGACCACCAUCACCACCAUCCAGUGGUUCCCAAUGGGGUACCAGAACCCCAGCACCAUGUCACAUCAUAGCCUAGAUAUGUAUCAAUGCUGAAAUCACCUUUUAAUUUUUAUUACCAAAUCAUCACAACCAAAUCAUCACAGAGUUGUCGAGUUUGUGCGCCAUUUCUUUUUCACAAGAGUGACCAUGUUCCUUUUCUUUAUAUAGAAAUGAAAAGAUGUUUUUCCUGUGGAUUCCAAAUGUUAAGCAAUCCACAACUGAAAAAAUUGUAAAAACUUAGUUUAUUCACAAGUUAAAGUUUUUAAAAAAAGUUGUGAUGGCACUUGAUAAAUUAUAGUUGAUAUCACCUUUUUUAAUUUCAAUAUAGUUUUAUUCUCUUUUGUCAAUGUUUAAAAAAGUAUGCUGGAAAUUGAUUAAAAAACGUAAUUCAAAGAAGUGUAGAAAAUACCUCUGUGAGUUAUGAUACCAUGUGAAAGCACUUUUGUCCUACUCACAGUCAGUGUGUAUAAUGUAACACAUCUGAACACAUUAUAUUUUUUAUGAGGGGUUGGGAGGAGAAUUGGAUUUGAAUGAAACAUAAAUAAACCGGCAUCAUAAUGUAAUCUGACAUUUGAAAACAUUUUAAACGCUUAGUCAAUUUUGGGUUUGGCUGAUUAUUUUCAAAAAACUUAACAUUCAGUACUGGUAGUCCAUUGAAUUUGGGUUCUUUCGGUACUGCAUUGAAUUUGGGUUCAUUCCGUAUUUAAAUGAGAAAUAUCCAGUUUUUCAACAAGUUGCUUCAGUUUGAUUUAAUAUUUGUAUAAAAUAAAAUAUUUGUGCUGAUGAAUUCUUUAAAAUGUUUUAAUUCUGGAAUAAAUGAUGAAGAGCAGUUCUGAAGCAAUGUCUGGUAAACACAGAGACUUGAGCUCUAAUAACUUUAAACUCUAAAUUAUGAGCAUGGAGGAAUUUUUUUAGAAUAAGUACAAGUCAUAGAAUACCGAUUGGUAUUGACCUUUUACUUCUGCUUAAUUCAAUUUAUCUAUAUUAUGUUGUUUUUUUUUUUUAAUCACCAAUAAUAAAUGGAUGUUUUCCCCAAUUAAAAAAAAAUAUUCAUCUUUAUAAGGUGUUAAGCCAUCCAGUUAUAUAAAUAGUUACGCCAUCCAGUUAAAUAAAGAGUUAAGCCAUCCGUCUAACAGGCCAGAUGAACAAAAUUUAGAUUAAGUAAGUGAUAAUAAUCUUUACUCAAAGCCUUUCAUAGCAUUUCCUUUAAUUUUUUAGGAUGCUGCAUUUCAUGCUCACUUCAAACGUCAAUGACUAAAACAUGGAUGCCCAUCAUUUAAAUAGCUGAAUUAUUAAUUCAUAGAUUUAUUAUUGAAUAAAAUACAGAUGUAAGGUAUAUCUCCAUAAAUUCAAUGAGAAUAUAGUUGCAAUUGCAAGCAUAACAACCACUAUUGGAUGAAGCAAUGUACGGUAGAGAGAACUUAUCUUUGUUAGAGAGUAUUUUGUUAAAAUGGAAAUGGUUAGCCUCUCCUUAAAAUUUUGAUAGAAAGAAUGUCAUAUAAUUGUUGGUUGGGUUUAACUCUUUCGCUGCGGAACAGCGCACACUGCGUUCAUCUGCUGUGCAUCAUCAAAAGCACGGACCAACGCGCGCUGCGUUGUUUAAAUAUCAUGUUUGUUUCUUUGCUUUUUCUCCGUAAACCUUUUAAAGAGCAAUUUUUUUAAUAAGAUUUUUACAUAGAAGAGUAGUACUUCAUUGUUUACAAGCAAAAUCAAGGUUUAUUUGUUGUCAUUUGGAGCAUUAUUUUGACGGUUUUCUUCAAGUUUUUUUCUACUGUUGCUAUGGCUACGCUAAGCCCUAGUAGGUGAGUAAGUUCCCUAGGUGAUUAACAGCUCAAGAAGCUUUGGAUUUGUUCGAUACUGUUUCUUUUGAUAGUGAAGAUGAUUUAUAUUUAGAUCCAUCGGAUGAUUCCGAUAGUAGUAGUUUUAGAGGAUUUAAGUCAUAUAAGUCAAGGUGAGGUAUGCGUACAUCAUAGGUUUUGGGGCAAAAAUUGUUUAGCAUAUAAUUUCUCAUGUUAUGGUUCUUUUCUGUAACUUAUUUUAUUUAAACUAAAGAAAUAAAUUUACAAACACACAGUCCUUUCAGUUUUCUUUCAUUUGAUACCAAGUUUAGUCUUAUAAACCAAAAAAUAAUAUUUUAAAUAAACCUAAUCUCUCACUCUUUUUUGCUCUUCUAAAAAUAAUAUACAUUUUUUAAAUAAAAAAAUUCCACAGCGGAAGAGUUAAGAAAGAAUGUCAUACAAUUCUUGGGUGGGAGUUAAGAAAGAAUGUCAUACAAUUCUUGGGUGGGAGUUAAGAAAGAAUGUCAUACAAUUCUUGGGUGGGAGUUAAGAAAGAAUGUCAUAAUUGUUGGGUGGGGGUUAAGAAAGAAUGUCAUACAAUUCUUGGGUGGGGGUUAAGAAAGAAUGUCAUGAUUGUUUGGUGGGGGUUAAGAAAGAAUGUCAUAAUUUUUAAGUGUGGUGUUAUAGCUUCGAAUGUUUACAAAAUGUCAGGAGAUAUUUGUAACUAUAAUUAUUAUUUUUUUAAUAAAUUUCUUGACCUGAUUUGAGCCAGGUCUUUGACAGGGUUUUCGUGACUGUAGGUGAUGGCUCAGUGGUUUCUGUUGUUUGAACAAGUGAUUGUUUUAUAUUUAUACCAGUAUUUUGCUAUCUCACUAGAAACUUGUAUUCAACCAUUAUUACUAGGCAUGACGUCCUGUGUGCAGAUUGAUUGACUUGUCUGUCAUACAGUUGAUACAAUUUGUGUGGAAAGUGGAUUAUCUUAUCUCCAGAAGGUCUAACAUACAGAUAGCACAUAUAUAAUUAUCAUGCUUUGGAUGUUUACCCACUGCCUAACUUAAGAGAAAGCAAUGUAAUGAAAGAAAAGAAAUUUUAAGGGGGGGGGGGGGAACAAAGUCCCAUGUGGGAUCCUGCACAUUAACCUUCUGCUUUCUCAUCCUUGACUUCAAUAAUUUUUACUCCUUGGCUUGGAGAUUUCUUCAUUUUUUUAAUUCUUUUUUUUUUUAGUCUGAGUUCAAGGAAACUUAGAAAAUUCUUCCUAGAUCUUACCUGCUUUCUCUGUUAUAAUAAAAUUAUUAUAUAUUUUUAUUUAUUUUUUUGUCGUGGGGGGAAAAAAUUAAUCUUUUAUUAUUAGCUUUUGUUCACUGUCUUGUGAAAAUCUUUUUUAAAAAAAUAAAUAAAAUCACGAGGCAAUGGAUGUAUCUUAUUAUCUGAUGUAUCAUUUUAUUAUGAGUUAUGUUAUACAUUUAAUGAGCUUGAAAUUUGGUUGAUGCAUAUGACGACUUUUCAUAUGACUAACUUAUUUGUUUCACAAUAAAUGCAGAUGUGAUAACCAUUGUGGAUUUAAACAAAUUAAAAAAAAAAAAAAAAGUUUUGAAAUUAUUCAACAGUAGUUUCCUGUUUUCGUAGGC